Trypanosoma rangeli is the source of this 2190-nucleotide messenger RNA. RefSeq lists its product as uncharacterized. The record is from RefSeq and is a predicted model, not a curated record. The coding region runs from base 1 to 2190 and encodes 729 amino acids. The transcript has a single exon. NCBI's taxonomy places the organism in Eukaryota, Euglenozoa, Kinetoplastea, Trypanosomatida, Trypanosomatidae.
AUGCACAUGUUUUGCCCUCGUUUCACUGCCGCUAGCGACUGCGGGAACAGGGUGCAUAAGGGUGGCGGCAUUAUUGUGCGUAGACUAGCGCGUGCAGCCGCCAACGGCAAGACACAUGCCGGUGGGCUGCGGCGGCUAGUGGGUUUCACGCCCGUCGUGAGGGAUUUUGUGCUGGGAGCGCCGUCCUUUUUGACGGCGGCACGAGACUUUGGACACCUGGUGCGUGAGGUGGACCCUCACGGGUUCAAGGGAGACAUCCACGCGCUCCGGCACAAAGACGCGGUAAGCACGCAACGGCACGUGGCGGAUGCCUUAGCCUCCAAGGAGGAGAACAUUAUUUUUUCUGGUGCUUAUCGUACCGGUAAGUUGACAAUUCUCAAAGCCAUUGGAGAGGCGUGUGAAAAGGAGAAGAAGAAGGUGGCGUACGUGUCUGCGGAUGCACGACGUGCGAGUCGCCUGAAUGGAAUGAUGCUGUACCAUUUCCUUGGGCUGCGCUAUCUUGGACGCAACGAGCUUCCGUCGCAGGAUCAACUGGAGGGCACGCUGGAGCGUCAUGCCCGCCUGUGCGAGUCCACAUAUGGUGCCUGCGUCCCUUCUCUGGCGACGGCGGACGUGGUCAUUCUCGACGCGGUGGAUCAAAUUCCCCCCACCAUUAUUGUCUCCAUGGACCGCGUCUGCCGAAAUCUGCGUGGGUGUUCGGCGAAGGCGUUUGGCGGGCUUCGCAUAUUUGCGGCGGCCGACUUUUGGCGUAUGCCUGUGCAUCCCGGCAGUGACACGGGUGGCUACAUUUACCAGCUGGACAACUGGGACGAGCUCUUCCCGCGGCAGCGGCUGUUGGAGAAAAUUCACGGACAGUCGCGGAAACUCACGGCGCUGGUUAACAAGGCGUACUUUGGACUCCUCGCUCCAAAAGACAUCGAGGAGCUGGAGGCCCAUUCAGCGGCGAACAGGUCGGCUGUGCGAGACGGAAACGAGGGCAGCGAGGUGGAGGCUGGGGACGCUGAGGAGAAUGAGGAUGAAAAUGGGGCCGCGGACGCCCCUUCCAUUUGGGGCGCCGGGCGUCAUGGGAAUAAUACGCAUAAUAACAAGAACAGUAAUAAUAGUCACAGCAACCACGGCAGUCGUCGUCUCUUGGGCCAUGGUGUGGCGCUGCCACCGCAGAAAUUAAUUUCCAACGUGGAGGCCAUCAUAAAGUUUACAUCUCGCUUUCCAAAGCAGCCGGCCAUUCGCGUACCACCACCUCGUUUUCGAACACUGAAGCGUACAGAAAUUGGGAACUACGUUGUGAACAUGCUGUUGCAGUCCUCCCUGCCCCUGGCGUUUUCGCUCGUGGACUUGCUGAACCUUGACGUGGGAUCCAGUGUGCAUCUCUUGCUGGACGCUCCUGCGUCCUUUGGCGUGCCCGCCGGCACCGUCGGUGAGGUGCUGCAGGUGAAGGAACACGUGCUGGUCGUACACUUUCCCUCCGUGCACCGCACCGUUGAUGUUCCUCGCAUGCGUGUCAGCGUGUACCACUCUUUCUACCCGGAGGUGCGCUACGAGAUUCAGCAGUUCCCAUUGUUUCCCCGCCAAAGUAUCUCCCCACUGAACAUGCUAACUUAUCAGCAUGCAUACCAUGUCAACAUUAACUGCCACCACCUCGCGGACACCAAUGACCUUGGAAACAUGCUUGCUCGCAUGCGCAGUUUUGACGACUUUACCAUCGAGCGGACACAAGACUUUGCGCGUUUGGAUGGAAUGAUCCACGAACCGACGCGCAUCUAUUAUCAACGCAUAGCCAACCGUCCACUUUCUACCGCGUCGGAGCAGUGGUGUCGCAACUGCAAGUCCUACGUGCCGACGAAUGAGUUCUACCACCACUGGGAUCGCUGCAUCCAACAGGUGCGGUGGUGCAGCGAGUGCAACACGCGCAUCCCGCUUGAGCGGCUUGGGCCGCACCAGGAGAAGCAUCAGAUUGUGCUUUGCUUAGACUGCGGCAGAGCCGUUGAAUGGCGGAGGUGGGAAGGACAUCGGCUGACGUGUUCUGCGAUGAUGCGGGAGGUGUCGCCGGAAAACGAGUUUCUACCGCUUCGCACUCGUCAGCUUGCGUUAGAAAUGGGACUCGACAAACGCGACCUGCACACCAUGCGGGCCUUCAGCCGCAGUCUGCUUCCCAAGUCACGGAAGCACUGCGAUGGGGGCAACGCAUGA